This is a messenger RNA of Aspergillus neoniger CBS 115656, 1171 nucleotides long. It is a transcript of the gene nhp6, whose product is annotated as high-mobility group nucleosome-binding protein. The transcript has 4 exons. Lineage: Eukaryota; Fungi; Ascomycota; Eurotiomycetes; Eurotiales; Aspergillaceae. The coding region runs from base 432 to 746 and encodes 104 amino acids. The record is from RefSeq and is a predicted model, not a curated record.
UGUCGCGCCUCUGCUACAGCCAUCAUAUAGUUCUAGUAGCAGUGAACUGACCUAAAGCCGUCUUAUCCUCCACAGGUCAAAUUUGCGACCUUCAAAUCCACAACCUCCGUUUUUUUCAGACUCAAUUAUUGAGUAAGUUGCUCUCCUGCGCGCCUUUUCCCUGUUGGUGUCAUUUGACUUGCGACCGCAAUCCCUCUUGUUUGGGCGCGCGCAAACCACUGCUUAUCCGCUCCACCAACCACCACUUGCACUGCGCACUCUGUCGCAUCACUUCCUGUGCUCCUUAAUCAUCGUAUUAUUGUCGCUGUCCUUUUUCCUGCUGCUUUUGUUGUCGACUGGGUCACUUCCUGCUUCACUUCUGAAUCAUUCUGCUUGCAUCACUCGAAGCCAACUUCCACGUUCUAACGAUUGCAUAGAGCUCAAUAAUCAAAAUGCCCAAGGAGAAGACCACCCGCAAGACCACCAAGACCCGUGGCACUGAGCGCAGAAAGAAGGAUCCCAACGCCCCCAAGCGUGGUCUCUCUGCCUACAUGUUCUUCGCCAACGACAACCGUGAGAAGGUUCGCGAGGAGAACCCCGGCAUCUCUUUCGGCCAGGUUGGCAAGAUGCUCGGAGAGCGGUGGAAGGCUCUGAGCGACACCGAUCGUCGCCCCUACGAGGAGAAGGCUGCCGCUGAUAAGAAGCGUUACGAAGACGAGAAGGCCAGCUACAAUGCGGCUGCUGAGGAGGACGAGGAAUCAUCCUAAGGGUUUCCCUCUCUUCAUGGGUCUUGUGUGUCUGGCCGAUUGGCGUUUUUCGUGUCGUUUAUUCCGCUGAUUGUCUGCCUUGUAAUUGAUGCUUCUUAUAUUUUCUCUUUAUCUACUCAAUGGCUUCUGGUAUGGGAUGAUGGCGGUAACUCUUGAUUUUCUGUUAUGAAGGAUGCUCGAUGGGAAAUUUUUACUGUACGGACUGGCGGCUUUGGGACGAAUUUGACUUGAAGAGGUGCCCGGCGCUGAAUUUCACAACGACGGGAAAACCUUGCGAGUACCUAUGGUGAAAUAUGAAUUGAAGCUGCAGAAGUGAUGUUAGGCGACCAAUAUCUGCUGUAUACUAGCCUAAUCAACCACAUCCUUGUCCUCGGCCUUUCGUGGGUCUUGCUUUAUGCCAUUCUAUUUUCUAGUAUGAUAUCAUG